This is a messenger RNA of Spizellomyces punctatus DAOM BR117, 1022 nucleotides long. RefSeq lists its product as uncharacterized. Bases 274 to 933 code for a protein of 219 amino acids. The record is from RefSeq and is a predicted model, not a curated record. Lineage: Eukaryota; Fungi; Chytridiomycota; Chytridiomycetes; Spizellomycetales; Spizellomycetaceae. The transcript is spliced from 6 exons.
CGAGGAUGUCGCUUACCGAUCUGCGAGCAGCCAUUUGUACAUCGAUGCACACACACUCUCGAGGGUUUUCAGGCUAUUCUUUCUCAGAUUCUUUGGCCAGAGAUGUGAGCAACUGGAUUCGAACCUGAGACCUCCGCGUUUCGACAGCGGCUUACACAUCUCAAGUUGUGCCAGCACCUCUGUCUACGUUUUGUCCGCCGCUGUCAUGAGAUCAGCACUAGGACAGUACCUUUAUGUUAACCCUUAGCGCACCUCGCACUUGCUCCGAUCGCUAUGGAGGACCUUAACCAACCCGCACUAGCCCCCUCAGCAGAAGAUAGCUCGCUGAGCGCCUCUCCCUCCCAGUACGACGAUUACCUUCGACGCUAUGAAUUACUCCUUGAAUUUAAGCAUCUGAACAGCGGCAAAAACUGCCCUCCGGGCAUUUACUUAAAACCAUCUCCGGAUAAUGUGAAUGAAUGGCACGGUGUUGUCUUCAUACAUCGAGGGUACUACAAGGAGGGUGUUUUCAAAUUCAUCAUUCAAAUUCCAAGAACGUACCCACACGAUCCGCCCGCAGUCCUUUUCCUGACCGAUAUGUUCCAUCCGCUCAUUGGUCGGGAUGGCUAUUUCAACUUGGCGCAACAGUUCCCACAAUGGCGACCACGGCGGGACUACAUUUGUCACAUUUUGCAUUAUAUUAAGAACUCUUUCAGAGAAUCGGUGCUGACCAGCCUUCAAGAACAUUCAUGUCGAAAUCCGGAAGCGUACAAAAUGCUUCAUAAUGAGCGAGGGGUGUUUGCCAAAUUGGCAGCUCAAUGUGCUCAGAUCUCAGUUUCGCAGGAUAUUAUCUUUGACAAUGAUGACAUGAGCCACAUACAUUUCUCCCCGCUCACCGACGAGCAAUUUGAGGAUAUCAAAGCUCAGAUGAUUCUGAGUGUGGCUAAGAGUUAGAUGGGGCCGGUUUUGUACGAGGCAAGAAGGAGUGGUUCAGCAGAUUCAAUUUAAUGUAUAAUAUUACAUACUUCAAAGAACGUUCCCCA